This is a messenger RNA of Lotus japonicus, 2324 nucleotides long. Its product is annotated as probable 1-deoxy-D-xylulose-5-phosphate synthase 2, chloroplastic. The transcript has 10 exons. Gene Ontology annotation, biological process: terpenoid biosynthetic process. Gene Ontology annotation, molecular function: 1-deoxy-D-xylulose-5-phosphate synthase activity. The coding region runs from base 1 to 2142 and encodes 713 amino acids. NCBI's taxonomy places the organism in Eukaryota, Viridiplantae, Streptophyta, Magnoliopsida, Fabales, Fabaceae. The record is from RefSeq and is a predicted model, not a curated record.
AUGGCCUUCUCUAGUAUCUUUGUUAAGCCCAAUCAUUCACUUCUCCCAUUCCACAUACACAAAGCUCCAACUCCAAAUUGUGGUGGCAGAACACAGUUCUGUGUGAGAGCUUCAGUAAAUAAUGCAGGCGAUGGGGGAAGGACUAUUAUAAGAAAAGAGAACGAUGAGUGGAAGAUCGAUUACGCUUGUGAGAAACCAGCAACACCAUUGUUGGAUACAGUUAACGACCCGAUUCACAUUAAGAACUUAUCCACACAGGAUCUUGAAAAACUUGCAGCAGAGCUAAGAGCAGAUCUUGUACACACUCUGUCAAACAUUGGUGGGCAUCUUAGCUCAAGCUUGGGGGUGGUGGAAUUAACAGUUGCUCUGCAUUAUGUUUUCAGCACCCCAGACGACAAGAUCCUUUGGGAUGUUGGGCAUCAGGCAUACGCCCACAAGAUUCUUACAGGUAGAAGGUCACUAAUGCACACCAUUAAGAUGACUUCAGGGCUAGCAGGUUUUCCUAAAAGGGAUGAGAGCAUUCAUGAUGCUUUUGGAGUAGGACAUAGUUCUACAAGCAUAUCUGCUGGUCUUGGCAUGGCAGUUGCACGUGAUCUAUUGGAAAAGAAGAACAAUGUAAUUUCAGUGAUUGGAGAUGGAGCAAUGACUGCUGGGUUAGCGUAUGAGGCCAUCAACAAUGCAGGAUUCCUUGAUACUAACUUGAUAGUUGUACUUAAUGACAACAAGCAAGUCUCUUUGCCAACUGCUACUCUCGACGGCCCUGCAACUCCAGUUGGAGCCCUUAGUAGGACUUUAAGCAAAAUUCAAGCUAGCAUAGAAUUCCGCAAGAUCAGAGAUACUGCAAAAAACAUAACCAAGCAAAUAGGAGGACAAAAACACCAAGUUGCAGCAAAAGUUGAUGAGUAUGCAAGAGGUAUGAUUAGUGCUUCUGGUUCUACACUUUUUGAGGAGCUUGGAUUAUACUACAUCGGCCCCGUGGAUGGUCAUAACAUCGAAGAUCUGGUCCUCAUUUUUGAGAAAGUGAAAGCAAUGCCUACACUAGGUCCUGUUUUGAUUCAUGUUGUGACAGAAAAAGGAAAGGGAUACCCGCCAGCUGAAGCAGCAGCUGAUAAAAUGCAUAAUGUUGCCAAGUUUGAUCCAAAAACAGGACGCCAGUUUAAGCCAAAAUCGUCUACACUUUCAUAUAACCAGUACUUUGCUGAAUCUCUGAUCAAGGAAGCUGAAAUUGACAAAAACAUAGUUGCUAUUCACGCAGCAAUGGGAGGAGGGACUGGCCUGAAUUAUUUCCAGAAAAGGUUUCCUGAGCGUUGUUUCGAUGUUGGGAUAGCUGAACAACAUGCUGUUACCUUUGCAGCUGGAUUAGCUACUGAAGGUUUCAAACCUUUUUGUGCUAUUAGUUCGUCAUUCCUGCAGCGCGGAUAUGAUCAGGUAGUCCACGAUGUUGAUCUUCAAAAGCUACCUGUUCGAUUUGCUGUGGAUAGAGGUGGAUUAGUUGGUGGGGAUGGACCAACCCACUGUGGAGCAUUUGAUAUCACUUUCAUGGCUUCUUUGCCCAACAUGGUGGUUAUGGCUCCAUCUGAUGAAGCUGAACUGAUGCAUAUGGUUGCAACCGCCGCAGCUAUAGAUGAUAGACCAAGCUGCUUUAGAUUCCCAAGGGGCAAUGGAAUUGGAGCCAGUCUUCCUCUCAAUAACAAAGGAACUCCACUUGAGAUAGGAAAAGGAAGAAUUCUGAUAGAAGGUAGCCGAGUCGCUCUUUUGGGAUACGGUUCCAUGGUUCAACGAUGUCUGCAAGCUGCAGAAAUGCUUAAAACAAUAGGUGUUUAUGUGACAGUUGCUGAUGCUAGGUUCUGCAAGCCAUUAGAUACUGAUCUCAUUCAACUACUAGCUAAAGAGCAUGAAGUACUCAUUACAUUGGAAGAGGGUUCUAUUGGAGGUUUUGCAUCCCAUGUUUCACAAUUCUUAAGCAUAUCUGGUAUCCUUGAUGGACCUCUGAAGUGGAGACCAAUGAUGCUUCCUGAUAAAUAUAUUGAGCAUGGAUCUGCCCAAUUUCAGAAUGAAGAAGCAGGUCUUUCCUCAAAGCAUGUUGCUGCUACAGUCUUGUCUCUUAUAGGAAGGGCAAAAGAAGAUCUUCUGCUCAAUUAACAGAACAAAUGGAAUAAGGAUCUUGACCUGGAGCUUAAAGAUACAUCUUUUUUCCUGGAAUACACCGGUUAACAUUGUGGUUGAGACUUGAGAGGAAGAUCUAAAUUUAGGAAUAAUGGUCAAGUUUUAUUAGUAUGGAUUGCUUUUCUAUUUUCAGCAGUUACAAUUAAUUGAUAUUUAAU